Molecule: messenger RNA, 369 nt
Organism: Loa loa (African eye worm)
Lineage: Eukaryota; Metazoa; Nematoda; Chromadorea; Rhabditida; Onchocercidae
Exons: 4
Coding region: 1-369 (122 amino acids)
Biological process (GO): cell adhesion mediated by integrin; cell migration; cell-matrix adhesion
Cellular component (GO): focal adhesion; integrin complex; cell surface
Molecular function (GO): integrin binding
Source: RefSeq, a predicted model, not a curated record
AUGAAGCCUUACAUGUACUCGCUGUUUGCAUUAUUUAUCAUUGUUGUUGAUGUAUUUGCAAAAGAUGUCAGGAAAUUAUGCACCAAUACAUUGGGUAGUAGAAGUUGUGGCCAAUGUAUCAAACAACAUCCGGAAUGUGCAUGGUGUCUUGAUCCGCAUUUGGUAGGUCCAUCACGAUGUGACUUAAAAUCUGAAUUUCAAGGCAAAUGUGCUCCAUCGCUUAUUUACUCACCUUCUACAGAAGUUCGAAUUAUACCACAAAAUAAUUUGCCAUUAGGAAGUAAACAAGCAGAUGGUGCAACGAUUGUACAACUUGAACCACAACAAGUUGUUUUAAGGAUGAAACCUGGUAAUUAUUAUUAUUAUUAA